CAUGUAACAAGAACUGCUGAAUGUCGUGCGUGCAACGAAACCUGUAAUGUUCUUUCGAUUAUAACCUGAUUAUAACAUAACAAGGUACAAAUUAAUUUAAUUUAAUUGGCAGAACAUUUGUCAGCCAGCUGGGUUUUAAGGAUGCCAGCAGGUGUAUCGUGGCCAAGAUAUCUACGGAUGUUUGCAGCCAGUGUGUUGUCAAUGUUUGCUGGAGCACAGGUUGUGCAUCAGUAUUACCGUCCUGAUUUAACCAUUCCAGACGUCCCACCAAAGCCUGGAGAACUGCAAACAGAACUUCUUGGCUUGAAAGAAGGACAGACAGACUCUGCAUCUCCGAAACAAUGACCCAUUGAUUUGUUUUUCUUAACUAACGUGCAAAGCCUAACUGAUGAUACAAAAUUAAUUUU
Molecule: messenger RNA, 407 nt
Organism: Sinocyclocheilus anshuiensis
Lineage: Eukaryota; Metazoa; Chordata; Actinopteri; Cypriniformes; Cyprinidae
Exons: 3
Coding region: 142-345 (67 amino acids)
Biological process (GO): mitochondrial respiratory chain complex III assembly
Cellular component (GO): mitochondrion
Source: RefSeq, a predicted model, not a curated record